This is a messenger RNA of Wyeomyia smithii (pitcher-plant mosquito), 3419 nucleotides long. RefSeq lists its product as uncharacterized. NCBI's taxonomy places the organism in Eukaryota, Metazoa, Arthropoda, Insecta, Diptera, Culicidae. The transcript has 8 exons. The coding region runs from base 1040 to 1927 and encodes 295 amino acids. The record is from RefSeq and is a predicted model, not a curated record.
AUAAAUUGAAAUUUUGGAAAGCAGUAACUUAUCUCUUUUACAUAUUGUCUGCACAAGGAGAUUACUGCGGGGGUGGGGGGAUUUCGAAAAGCAAUUAAAUUUGAGGGAAUGUUACAUUCGGUAAAACGGUACAUUCGGGGAUAAAACAUUCGGGAUGAUGUGUUUAGGAAAAAUAGUUUUCGGGGAUAUGUUACACACCAAACUGUUCGUUUUCAAUUUCCCCUUGUCGUGGUAGCUUUAUUCGUUUCGUAUUAUGUUGGUUAAGAUAUUCCUUGACAGAUAGAUCCCACUAGCUAGUUGAUAUAAGAGUAGUGUCAUCUUAAACCGAAAAUAUAUGUAAUUUAAUAAGAGCAGCUGUUGAAAGAAAAUCCAAUUUUUCAAUUUAAUAUUGACAGCUGAGGCUGAGUCCCUAGAACCCUCUGUACCGUACCUGGUAAUUAUCGAUAAUUAUUUUUAGCUUUCCCAUCCCUACCCCAAUAGUUAUUUAGUCCUAUCCGUUACGUGAGUUAUAUUUCCAUGCUUUGUGACAUGCCAAUGAGGUAUAUAAAGGUAAGGAAGAAGCAGACAUUUUCCUGUAUUAGAAGCGAAAAAUAGGCAAAUAACAUGUGCUUCUCGGUUGUAACGUAGCUCUCCAAACCAUUUGAGAUGGUAUUCACUUUAUUUUCUACGACAUCAACGUUAACAAAAAAAAGCCCUUUGAGCCCUUGUUUUAGCCUGGGAUUUGAACCAGGCUGUACCUAUGUAGACUUCAUUGGGUGACGAUGUGACGGUGACAGGCCUUCCAAUAACACAAACAGAAAAGCGAAAGCGUGUCCAUAAUCACUUGCACUUGCACUUGCAGCGUUAGCGCUAGUUGUAGCAAUGACACGUUCCGGUUGUUUCGUUAGUUUUUAGGAAAUAGUAACUGUUAAAACGGAGCUGGUAGCGAGUCCACAAAAUUUCGAGAAAACCCGGAGCACCCAGCCUUGGUGCACUACAGCUAGGGGAUUUCAACACAGGGAUCAUAUAUUUUUCAAUAUGAAUUCCUAGACUUGCAGUGAUGGCAAAACUAGGCGCUAAAGUUGACGACAAUUCUUUGAUUAAAUUAACUAAAGAGGAUCUUGUAGAGCUUGGUAUCGAGAUGGGGCCACGAGUUGUGAUAUUGGAUUUAAUCCAGGUGAUAACCUCAACUACUUCACAACCGCAGGAUAUAAUUGCACGUAAUAAGUCGCCUGUAUUAUCGCACGAACCGGUUUGUGGGUCAUCAUCUGCUCUGCCGUGUGUAUCGCCAGAUGUUCAGAUGAUCAAGGAAACGCUAGAGAACGCUCCAGGAUUUUAUUCGACACUCUACAAUGAAUUAUAUGAUAACAAAAUACCGGAUAUUAACAAAAUACGACAAAUGACAAGAAUUUUGUGUAACCGAUGGUUUUAUCAAAACAUGAUUGAACAUCAUAGAUAUCCGACAAUGCAUGAGAAGUGGAACUUGGCAAAAUCAAUACUGGUUGCUUUCCCGCAAUUAGAAGGCACAAGGCGGAUGCCAGAGGCCCCGAAAGAGUCGGCGUUCUUCUGGAAAAAUGGCGGUAAUUUAAGAGGAGCGCACACAGGCCUCAUCGAAACACGAACAAACAAUAUGAGAAAGGAUCUUCCGCGAGAAAAACGGAAAUUCACCCGCGAUAAAGAUUUAGUCAUUAUGGCAGCAGUUGAUGACGACAUUGUCGAAAAAGCAGAGCUAUGUGCAGCGAUAAGUGCGGUAACGGAAAAUGUUAGAAGAAUUGGAGAAUUAAUGGAAUCUACUUUUUACUACCACAAAUAUCUCCUCAAAACCGGAGCAACUUUUAGUGAUAUCAUAUCGGUGUUUCCGCAUUUGCCGUCAUUCGAAGGAGACAUGAUUCAACAAGCAUUCUCAAGACUAAACACAACACAAGGGGUAGCGUUGCUGCAACAUUAAAGCGAUGCUGUCUUAUUAGCAACACAACGUUUGCAGAAGUGGAAGAUAAAUAUAUUCGUGGAGCAUUGAGAGCUCUCGUGUUUCUUACUGCGCGAGGAACUAAAAGGGAAACCACCGACAAAAUGCUGAGUGCCGCUGAAAUUGUUGCAGCACCUUUGAUUAAAUGGGUUGAGGAAGAUGAGUGAGCGGAGCUGCAGCACAAAUCUGAAGGUCCAAUUCUCAUAUGCAUUGCAGAAAAAUUCAAAGCCGGUCGAUACGUGAUUAUGAUAGACGAAACACAUCAUGUCGAAAUUGCUACCAGUGAGAAAGCAGUGGAAAUUUUUUUUAAAUCAUUUACUGUUUUUAACAUCAAACCUAAUUCUGGCCAGGCUAAAAUUAUUGAUCUCAUUGAGCUAUGUGUCUUCAAAACAAUUAAGUACAGUUCACGUAACAGAGUGAAUGAUCUUUGUAAUGCUUUAUCACAACUGAAUGAUUGACCAGAAUUAGAGAAAACAAAAACGCAGAAAAUGCCGCACUUAUUUUCUUCAACAUUUUAUUAGAUAGUUUUUCCUUUUUUAAUGCAUAUAAUACGUCCCAGGCUGAGAUAAAACAAAACAAAUGCCUGUUUCUUCAUUGUUAAAAUUUUCCAUUUCAUCUAUAUACAUCAUAAUUUACGUAGCUUAUAAAAACAAUUAUCAAUAAAAACUACUUUAAAAUCAAGGUGAUAAGCAGUGAAUACCGAAUUGCUUGGCAAGUGAAUGCUUUUAUAAUAAACACUACAUAUAAUCGCUUACUAGAUAUAUACUUUGUUAAAUUUAGGUAUUUUUAUAUAAUAAUGAGUAGUAACAAUUAUCUAUAGGUAACGAAAAACACGAUCAAUAAUAACAGAAAAAACAAUUUGAAACGUUUUAAACACAAUAAAAAGCUAAGACGAAUAAAUAAUAAAUUAUAGUACCUGCUUUUGAUUGCAGUUUAUUUAUUUAUUCGUUAUGUCCGCUUAUUUACGGUAUAGUUUGAAUUGUGCAUGUAAUUAAUGUAUUUUGCGUGUUUUUGUCGUUUUCUUUCAUUGAAAAUACACAUUUAUAUUCAGUGAUUGAAUCCUGAAACUACUUACUUUUGGGCUCAAGCACCUUGUAAAAAUGCUAAAGCUAUUCAGUUAUGGUUAUGUUUAAUCAGCAAAACUACUUCUUUUUAGUGUGGGUUUUUCCAUUUAUUUGUUGAAUCUACUAAAACUAGGUUUUUAUGUAUAGAAAUGAUCAGUUAAACCUUCCUAGCUUUUGUUUAAGUUCGGGUAGUAAAAAUAUUUGUUCGCCAAAAAUACAAAUUUAUGAUUGGUGAUGAGCGCUCCAAUUUGCCUAAACGUCGAUUGCACUAACUCAUCAUGAAAAUAAAACUUUCCAAUUUUGGUUAAUGAUAUUAAGUAGAAACUGAUUGAAUAUGGGUAUAGUUAAUUCGAUUAUUUGUAGCAACUACUUAUUUAUGAGGUAUAAUGGACUGUGAAAAUAAAACUGCU